AGCUUAAACAAAACCAAGUGAAUUAUAAUGGCAAGCAACAGGCGCAAUUCUGUGAGAAGAAAGGGCAAAGGAAAAGAGGACUGUGGCCAAGCACCUAAAAAAGAUGGACUUAAGAAUAUGAAACUAAUUGUGAUGCCUGAAGACACUAUGAAUGGACAUAUAAGUCUAUCAACUGUGGUGAAUAGGCUAAAGCUGAAAAGGGGCGAUAUCUCAGAUGCUGUUAGGAAAGUGAACAGCACGGUAGAUACAAUUCUAAAAUCUGAUGCCAUUGCCACACACCCUCUAUUCCAUAGAAUGGAAGACAUUGGAUCUGGGAGUUAUUAUGAGCAUCUUAAGAUUAUUAAACCAAAUGAGUUUGACAUUAUGCUGACAUUAUCAGUGGGAAGACUACAGUUGAAAAGUUAUGGAGAAUCUGGCGCUUUCUAUACAUUAUCAUUUAAAAGACUACCAGCAGCAAGACAUCCUUUAAAAAAAUAUCUAGAUGAUGAAGGAAAUAUUUCAGCCCAAAAAAUUAUGUGUGAUUUAAGAUGUAUUAUCAAAGAUAUAAUAAAGAAAUUAGAUAUUCCAGUUACCAUUGCAAGAAAAAAGCGUUACAGUCCUGCCAUUACCCUGAUAUUUCCCAAUGAACCUGACAGUAUAUCUGUGGAUUUGGUUCUCGCACUCAAACCUCAAGGAUCGUGGCCUGCAUCAACAAAGGGAGGCCUGGACAUUAAAAACUGGUUAGGAACGAAAGUUAGACGGGAAUUACGAUGGAAGCCAUUUUACCUUGUAGCUAAACAACCGAUUGGAGAAAAGAACGCCAAGGUGGAGACUUGGCGUCUUUCCUUUUCAACUAUUGAAAAGGAAAUAAUAAAAAAUCAUGGACAGAGAAAGACUUGUUGUGAGAAUAAAGAAGAUACAUGUUGCAGAAAAUCUUGUCUUAAGCUUUUAAAAUGCCUUUUGGAAUUGCUAAAAGAAAAUCACAAGCGAUUGCACCAGUUCUGCUCCUACCAUGCUAAGACUGCAUUCCUGCAUUGCUGUACAAAAUAUCCGCGAGAUACUCAAUGGAAUGUCAAAGACCUGGAAAUCUGCUUUGAUCGUUUAGUUGAUUAUUUCCUAAACUGUCUUGAAAGUGCUUAUCUUCCUAACUUCUUUAUACCCUCUUACAAUCAUUUUGGCUCAGAAUUUAUCGGAGGAAGCCUAGCAUUUCUGAAUAGCAAACUAGUAAGUGAAAAAACACAGGGCUACCCAGUCUUUAACAGCCUCUUCAAAUUAUAAUGAAAUUACUAUUUAUCCUUAGUAGGAACAAUGUAAUUUCCAGUGUAUAUUGAAGCCCAUUAUCCAUAGACUCCAGUGCAUUUUAGUAUAUGCAAAACAGUGCAGGCAUUCUUCAACCCCUUAACGCCCCAUAGACAUACAGGUACAUCCAUAAAAGUUGUGUCAAGAUGCCCCUUAGGACAUACUCAUAUACCGUGCCUUUUUUUUUUUUUUUUUUUUUUGCAGUGGCAGGGACACAAUCAGGCUUUCCCUUUGGCAGUUGUCAAUGUGGACAAAUCAUUUGUAAAGUGUAUAUGCAUAGAAAAGUGAGAUCAAGCACUGCCUAGACUUUGGAGGAAUGACAGGACUUUGUUUCAAACCGUUUCUAGGCAACUGUAGAAUUUCAAUAAAGUUUUUUUUUUUUUUUGACAAGGGGAAUUAA
Messenger RNA from Spea bombifrons (plains spadefoot toad), 1678 nucleotides. RefSeq names its product cyclic GMP-AMP synthase (gene CGAS). The coding region runs from base 28 to 1257 and encodes 409 amino acids. The transcript is spliced from 5 exons. Gene Ontology annotation, biological process: positive regulation of type I interferon production; paracrine signaling; cellular response to exogenous dsRNA. The record is from RefSeq and is a predicted model, not a curated record. Gene Ontology annotation, cellular component: nucleus; site of double-strand break; cytosol. NCBI's taxonomy places the organism in Eukaryota, Metazoa, Chordata, Amphibia, Anura, Pelobatidae. Gene Ontology annotation, molecular function: double-stranded DNA binding; chromatin binding; 2',3'-cyclic GMP-AMP synthase activity.